GCUGAGCCGGCUGCCACGCCCAAGACCGAUGCCAAAGGCGUUGCCGAGGCCGGGUCGAAGUCCGCAUCCGCGGUGUCGGCGGACCAGCUGGCAGAGAGCCUCGAGGCUACCCUGAUUCCUCUGCACCGACGCCAGCAGGCCCUGCAGCCCACGGAGGAGGUCUUCGCGAAGGAGGCAGCUCCUUGCCUCCGACAACUUCUCCAAGCCUUUCCUGCCCCGAAAAGAGGUGGCCAAUUCCUGGGAGACGAGCGUCCGGAGCCAGAAAGAGACGGCGGACAUUACGAAUCUGAAGAUCAACGACGAAGAGAGAGCGACACGGAGAGCCGGAUCAGCAUGGUGGAACAGCGCGUAGACCUUCAGGCUUCGGCUCUAGAGACUUUGCGCCAGAAGAACGACCAGCUGAGCGAGAGCUGCGCAGUGAGACGCACAGAGCUCCAGCGGGUUGUCCAGGAGCUCGAGCGGACUCUCGGGUUGCUGAUGCAACAUUGGUGAGAAGGUCCGCUACUGGAGUGGGACCCACGCCAAAUUGGCUGUUGAAGAAGCGCAUGGUUCAACUUCCGGAAGGAGUUUCACAAAUC
This is a messenger RNA of Effrenium voratum, 578 nucleotides long. Lineage: Eukaryota; Dinophyceae; Suessiales; Symbiodiniaceae. The record is from the annotation of a GenBank genome assembly.